AUGGAUCCCUUCGUGCGUCUCCCGGACGAUCUGCUUCUCGCGAUCCUUUCGCGCGUGGGCAGCGCGGCGCGUGACGUCACCCGGGCCGCGAUGACGUGUCGGCAGUGGAAUGAAGUGACGCGGAACGCGCCUGCGCUGUCCCUGGGAUCGAGCGGCGGCGGCGCUGCUGCUAACCAAGCGACGUACUUAACGUUUGAGCGCCAGGCCUCGCGAAUGAUCCUCCGCACGCGCGCCCUGCGCCACCUCACCGUCAUCUCCCCUCCCGCACCGCCUGCCAACGUUGGAGGGCCGUGCUGCCCCCCCAGCCAGACGCCGUCAAGCGGAUGUCACAAAAACUCCAGCGAACGUCCCAGUCCCACUGGCAGCGCACGUCCCAGUCAGCGCACCGACUGCGCCGCUGGCGCUUCUGCGCCGCUCCCCCAGCCCCGCCAUCCGCGGGAGUUUAUCUUCGAGGCGUGGAUGCGCCACGUUGGAUCGUCUCUGCACUCUCUCACUCUCUCCCGCACAAUUCCCGAUGUUACUUCCCUGAAGCGCCCUCGAGGCGGUUGCGCCAGCAGCACCAGCGGUGGCAACAGCAGAGGCGGCGACGGCGACGGGAGCAUGGUGGUGAACCUGUGGGAGGAGGAGGACGCGAGUCUGCAUCUCGCGCACAUUUCCCGCCACUGCACCAACCUGCACUCGCUCUCAUUGGGCCACGUGUCCCUCUCCGCGCCGACCCUUCUCUCCACCCUCAAGCCCAUGCCGGCCCUGCAGCACCUCUCUCUCUCGUGGCUUCAUGCAUCUCCUGCCGCGCUUCAAGCUGUGCUGGAAGCAACUCCGAACCUCCGCCAGCUCACAAUUUUCAUGGCGUCGGGUUUCCCUCACCUAGAACUGCGGCUUCCCCCGUCCCUGCAGCACCUAUCACUCUCCUACAUUCGUGCGGACUCCGUAACGCUUUACUCCGCGUGCUCUCUCCAAUUUGUCUCUCACCGCGACAUGUUUCUCGGCGCACUAUCCAUCCGUGACGCGCCGAACCUGCGCCAACUCUCCGUUGCCUCGGCCAACAGCCUGCUCGUCUCCGCGCCUCACUCCAGCCGGCUCGAAUCGAUCAACCUCCGCGCGGGCUCGCUCAACUGGCCUGCCACCGAAACCCUAAUUUCGUCCAAUUCGGCUGCGCUCAAGUCGCUCUCCCUCGAUUUUUUUGCUACCAGCAGCUCGGGCCUGCCCUCGGUUUCGCCGCUGUCCUGGCUCACACGGAACUGUGAAAAUAGUAGGUGUGGGGCCUAG
Closterium sp. NIES-65 is the source of this 1266-nucleotide messenger RNA. Lineage: Eukaryota; Viridiplantae; Streptophyta; Zygnematophyceae; Desmidiales; Closteriaceae. The record is from the annotation of a GenBank genome assembly.